Messenger RNA from Clonostachys solani, 1590 nucleotides. The record is from the annotation of a GenBank genome assembly. NCBI's taxonomy places the organism in Eukaryota, Fungi, Ascomycota, Sordariomycetes, Hypocreales, Bionectriaceae.
AUGUCCGAGAGACUGCCUGCAACACCCGUGAUGCAUGACAAAGCUAGGAUGGUCUUCUAUCCCAUCCUGCUGCUCCUUGUCGUCAUAACGGAGAACCACCCUACGAAAAGGCAUGUUCAAGAGCCUAUUGUGCAUUCUGCCGCAGGCUCAGACCUGGAAGCUCUGUUCCGGGAUUUCUUAUCCAAGCUCGUGUACAUUUGCUGCUAUGAGCCUGGCGGCUCGACAGUCUCGGCGUGCACAGCACUGCAACUGCCUUCAUGCAUUCAGUAUGCUUUCGCGUUCAAUGAGCAGACCUCCAGGCAGCUUACUCGCGUCCAAUAUGGCAUCAAGCACAUCCUUAAGAGGUUUGGAGAACCGCUUCCGGACAAUGAGGCGGAUCUUGCGGCCCAUCGAAAGAGCAUUCUCGCCGAUGUCAUUUUGUUCAAUCGCGAUCGAGUUAGAUCAUACUUGAGAUCUUUGAUUGGAAAUGUCGAGAAAUGCAUAGGCGCUUGUGAGCGAAACUCUACAGCAGCGUCACGAUCGGUUAAGAAUAUCCUCAGACAGAUGCGGGACUUGGUGGAUGGGUGCCUCGUUUUAAACGAGAAAACUGGAAAAGAAGAGGUGCGAGUCUCUGCUACGGUGAACCUGAUCGAGAUGCUCAGUGGUAUUACUUCAGAGGAAUUCUCCGUUAUUAAAAACUUCGCGGCUCGGGAGGAUCGUCUGAACCCUAGCAAGAACUCUGAUGCAUACUGGGCAAACCUGAUUCACGUAAGGUGGCGUCUGUUGUCCUACAACAAGGCUGUGACCCUCGCAUUCGAGUGCGGGCGACAUUGGCCUGAGCUCUUUGAGGAGCCCGACAUCCAUAUGAUACCAUCGAGCUCAAAGUUGACAAACCCGCUGAAGAAGCAACCGCUCAUGGCCGAUCAGAUCGUGCGCAAGAUCACCAGCGACUCAACUAGGCUUCAAGAGUUUAGCAGACUUAUACAGCAGCUCUUAGCAAGGGGCAUCAAUAUCAAUGAAAUGAUUGCCCAGAAGUGGAGGCAGGUCGGGAGGCCACUUGUGCACUCGGAAAUGCUUGUUCUAAACUGGCUAGAGGGCACGGAAGGAGGUACGAGACCUGAGAGGUUCUUUGGACAGUACAAGUUUAUUGGGACUAGCAAGCCGCCUUGCAAGCUGUGCGCCUAUUUCUUCGAGUUCUACCCUACGGAUGUCCAGGUGCGCUCCUCGCACCGCAAUAUCUUUUUCCUAUGGCGAAUGUUCGACAUAUCCGAGAACCCGGCCCUACCUAUCUUCACGAAGCACAAGGAGACGUACUUCAAGAUCAAGGACCGCAUUGGUCAGGACAUCGAACGAACCCUAUCGGAAAGUCUGGCCGAUGGUCGCCCGCAUGACUCGAGCACCUACACGGGAGUUGCUGGCCCGCAGAGGCAGCUCGAGGAUCUUCUGACCCAGUCAACCCUCCUCGAAAGCUUCGCGGGCUUGGGCAUCUCGGGUGAUCCAGAGGACCAGUCCACGCCGGAGCUGCCUGAUGAAUCGUCAGGGGGGGCGGAUGAGGUGUCGGAGGAGACAGACGAAGAGGUCUUGCUCUUUGCCGGCAGGGCAAAGCUUUGA